AUGUCAAGAAGUAACGAACAUUACGACUAUUUGUUUAAAUACAUAAUAGUAGGAGAUGUGGGUAAGUACUUAAUAUAAGAACAACAGCCUUAUGAUAUGUAAUAUGCGUAAUAUGUUAUACAGACUGUAACGCGAAGAUCAGAAAACCGGAAUAACUUUUGUUCUGUUCAAUAUUUUUAAGUCUUUUUUUUUUCUCGCAAUAAUUAUUAGAGCUUACACUUAUUUGAUUCUGUAUUCUGCUUUACGUACAUAUUUUUUAAACUAGUAUAUUUUGAAACGAAAUGUUUUCUAGUGAUCAAUCACCUACCUAUAAUAUUAUCUAAAUUUGUUUGAAGUGCACAAUAAUUUAAAUUGUUCAUUAUUGUUACGACUACAUAUUAAUAUUUAUACAUCAAUUUUCAUAUAAAGAAUAAUUUCAUUUAUGAUUUUUGUAAACUUUAACAAAUUGCAGACAAUCAACGAUUCAUCACUAGUUUUUAUAAUUUAUAUCACCAACAUUUUGUUUUAAAAUUUAUUUUUAUAAAUUGACUAUCUUUGAUUUUGUAAAUCAUUUUUUUUUUUUUUGAGUUCUAAAACGAAUAUUGAUAAAAUAAAAUAACCAUAGCACAGGGUUCUAGAAAUUAUUACAAGAAAAAUAAACUUAAACAUAUUGAACAGAAUAAAAGUAUAAAUAUAAAUAUUUCAUGUGUUAGAUCUUUGUGUUACACUCUGUAUAUACAUAUUACAUACUCCAAACUUGUAGGUGUUAAUGCAAUUAAAUUAUUUAUACUAUGCUGAAUGCAGUGGCGUAUUAAAGAGGAGACAGAUUUCCCUCUUGACCUUUUUUUUAGUACAAUAUAUUAUUUGUAAAACUAUCUACCUAUAUUUAAAAUAUAAAUUUCUUUACGUUUUAGAUGAAAAAAAUCAGAAAUUUAAUUUACCCUCUAUCCAAACUUAAAAUUAGAAAAUCUAGUUAAGAGAUAAAUGAAAAUCAAAAAUAUCAACACCAAGAUUUAUUUAAACUAACAGUUUAUCUAAUACUGGACCACAUUAAUAGGAUCAAUCUCUUUAUAUCUUUUAUUAUAGCUAUUUGAAAAUUAAAAUAGACAGGCAUUCGUUUUACCCCCAAAAGGAGACAAAAAUAAAGGUACGGUAACAUUUAAGAGCUGCGUGUUUCUUAAAUUAUCGUCAAUAAACAAAAUAUAUCUUCAAAAAAGACGCAAUCGCAAUGAACAUAUCUUCGUGAACACCUUGUAUUAAAUAUCAAAUGUGUUUAACCUAUUCACCUACGUCUGAAUAGUAUGACACAAUAUCCGAAUUCAAUACGUCUUUUAGACAAAAUCCUAUACCACUGGCUGAAUGUAACCUCAAGAAUAAAGGAAUUUAUACUAUCACGUUUUUUUUACUAUAUAAUUGUUUAUGAAUUUCAGGUGUGGGAAAAACGUGCAUUACCAGACAGUUCUUAUACCACGAGUUUGAUACAAAGGAGACGUCCACCAUUGGUUAGACUAUAAAUUUAAAUUUAUUAUUAAAUAUACGAAUAGACUAGUACAUUAUUUUAUACUGAAUAUGUUUUAUAUGUAAGAUAAUAACUAUUUUCUGGUAAGAGUGCCAAGGUAUUUUCAGAGCACUGCCUCCUAUAUCAAUAGGUAAUUACAAUUUUGACUUAAAAAUAAGUGUUAUGUUUGUAUUAUUUUGUGAACUUAGUUGGUACCUAUAUUUUUCCAUUAUUGCAGUAUACAGCAGUUUCCAUUUAAAUACUAAAAAAAAAAAAAAAAUAAAUUAUAUUACUGAUACUUUUGAUGGUUGGGGUUCUAAUUUAGGAGAAAAAUUGGAAGGAAGGGUAUACAAAGUAAUUUAAUUUAUAUCUACACGCGACGAUGAACCAUUGCUUAUGAAACGUUAUUCUGAACAGAGUAUUAUCAAUCGUAUCUUUUUUCUUUGUUGAUAAUAUAUAACAUAGAAAUCAACAAAAAUUAUACAACGGAUUGCCAGUUUUUCCCAUUUAUCGAAGAAAUUAGAAGCAAAUUCAAAAACUGACUUUCUAAAUACACCAACUAAAUCAAAAAUGAUUUAAAAAGUUCCUUUACAUUUUUUGAUUGGAGUAAGAUUUCUGGUAGAAAAGUUGAAAAAAAAAAUAUUAAUAAUAAUAAUAAUAAUACAAUAUAGUAAAACCAAGUGUUCUUAGCUUUGUCCAGAAUUUAAAAUUUAUAAAACUACAAUAUACAUAUAACAUUCGUUGAAAUGUUUGUUUUUAUUAUAUAAACGCUGAAUUACAAUGAUCGAAUUUCUUUAGGGGUCGAUUACGGACACAAAACUUUGUCAAUUGAAGGAAAAAAAAUCAAAAUAGCCGUAUGGGACACUGCCGGACAAGAAGCGUUCAAGUCCAUAGCCAGAUCAUAUUAUUCAGGAGCCGCCGCUUGUAUACUGGUCUAUAAUAUAACCGAUCGAAAUUCGUUCCCACACAUUAGCGAUUGGCUAGAAGAUGCCCGAUUACUCUCCGGAUCCAGAAUGGUGUUUGCAUUAGUGGGCAAUAAAACGUAAACAUCAAAAAUAAUAUGCAUGUUAAAUACUAGACUUCCGUCGAAUGUUCAUAAAUAACAGUCAGCUGGGCUGGUACGAGGGCAAUUAAAAAAGGUUUUGAUCCUGAAACGAUUGACUGAAAUAGUCAUAAUUGUUACAAGCCAAUAACCGUUUAACUAUAGCAAAGUUCUCGUCACUUUCGAUAAUACGAACUUGAUACGAUUCGGCAGUGACGAUCAUAACUUAAUUUCGUCUAUCUUUAUAGUUCAUAUUAUGCCUGCAAUUCAAGUAUAGUUCUAAUUAUUUUGCCAUUUGGCGAACGGCGUUGUUAGUAUUACACAUUUAUUUGUUUUUAUUUUUAUUAUGACGUGAAUUAUUAUAAAUAUUAAUAAGUAUUAUUAAGUAUUAUAGUAUACCUACCUAUUAAAACAUAUUACGUGGUUAAAUUGUAGGUAUUGAUAUUGAUUUCAUUGUUUGAUUUGAAAAUGUAUGUGUACCGUAUAUUAAUAUUUUACAGCGAUAUAGAAAACAACAGACAAGUAGAAAGAAGCGAAGGUGAACAUUUCUCUCGUCAAAAUGACUUAAUGUUUUUCGAAACGUCCGCUAAAACGGGAAUUAACGUGUCUGAAGUUUUUGAAGAAUUGGCAGAACUCUUAUACAGCAAAGUUUUAAGCGGCGAAAUUGACGUUAACAGACCGGUAUGGAUAUAAUUUUUCUUAAUAAUACUUAAAUAAUAAAUUACUUCUAAGAAAUCUUUAAAUUCAAAUUAUAACAAUUUACUGUAUAUAUCCUUAUUAUAAUUGUAUAAGUUAUUAAGUAAUUAUGAGUUUUGAUUUUGAUAAGCUCUUUGACGAGAAUAUAAUAUAGACUCCGAAGACCUCGAGGCAAACGAGCUACCGUGUUCGGUUUCAAAAUGUAAAGUGUAGUUGACAGUCGAGAUAAAUAACGAAUAGCAGAAUAAAACAAUAUACGUUUUUGCCUGGAUAGUAAUAUAAUUUAACAUUUGAACAUAAUUUAUACAAGUCGUAAUUUUUUAAAUGACAUUUUUUUUUUUUAAGACAUAAUUUUAUUAUUCGUCGUUUAAAAAUAUUAUCGAUUAGGUACCUAUUUAUGUUAUGUUUUUUUUUUUAAACAAUGCCCUUUUAGCGAUUACCCGUGUAAAGAAUUUGAAAAAUAAAUUUAAUCUUGGAUUUGUUCAGUCGUGAUGAGUGGGUGUAAUAUGAAUAUUAUUAUUUUUUCGAAUUGUAUCUGUUUUUAAAUAGCUUUAUAUUCAUAUAGGUAGUAAAUUUUAGAUAUUUCCAAAAUAAUGUAACAACGCAUAACAUAUUUUUAUUUCAGACUCGAAUAGAGAUUGUUUUCUUGAAAGGUUUAAUGCGCAGCAAUAAACUUAAUACCCGACUAAUGAUUAAUUAUUCAUAAUUAAUUGAAGUUUAGAUUGGAGUACCAUCAGUGAAAGGAAAUCGAAAACUAGAUAAGAAAUAUAAUAUCCUUCCACGAUCCCCUGUGCAGUCUAAACUUUAAAUUGUUAUAAUUAAUAUUAACCGUUAUAGUCCCGUGUAUAAGAUUAAUAUGCAUAUCAAAAUUGUCAGAAACAUAUUCUCUGUUUUCAUAUAUUAAUAAUAAUAAUAAUAAUAAUUAAGAUAGCAAAUCUGUAUGAAUUGGUCGUUGAAAACUAAAAGUUAUGAUAAUUUUAACGACAAUGAUAAUAAACGAUUAGAUAGGACACGAUAAGUAUUGCUAGUUCAGGAAAAUAAGAAGAAAACUCAACUCAUUAAAAAAAUAUAACACAAAUCGUCAUAUUAUAACAAAUUGACAUUUCAUUUGUAUCAUAACAUAUUGAAUAAUACUGGCAUGUAAUACCUGCUAUCGUAUUGUUAGCAUACUAUAUUUUUAUUGAAUUGAGAGAGAUGACUGUCAAACUGCAUCCAAUUCCGUUAUUCCGUCUACAUUUUUUUUUUUUUUUUUUUUUAAACUUUAUACCUACUGACAUAAACAGUGGAAUAAUUUACAGUACCCGUAAAUUAUUAUUUAUAACUCUACUAUCUAAUAUGAUAUGCUAGAUAUUAUAAAAAAUUAUAAUUUUACAAAUAUAUAUUUAGAUUUUCAAUAUAACUGUCCAAUAAAGUUAAAAACAUAGUAUUAAUUUGUAUGUGAAAUGCAUAUAAUAAUUUAUUAAUUUCAGAUUUCUGGAGUUAAACUUGGCCGCAAACUCAAUAAAUCGGAAAAAAUCAAAAGAAACGUCAGCAAUUGUUGUACGUCUACAUAAAACAAUAAAUAUAAAAUGAAAAACUAAUGAAUUUAAUUAUUGACACCCACUAAAUAUUUGUUGUUUAUUAUGUUUUGAUUUUAAUUAAAAUUACUAGGAAUAUUAAAAAAUGACCCCCUCAAUGGAUUAAUUUGAUAGCAUUUGAUACCAAAAAUAACGAUUAUACUUGAAUAUUAGGGCAAGAUUUUUGGUGGAAAUGUUGUUCAUGGACUGACAAAAAAAAAAAAGAACACAUCAUGGUAAAACCCACGCAUUACUCGUUAUUCUUAGUAUCUAAAACCCUCACAUAACUCUUUUUAAUAAUAUUUUGAUUUUAAAUAUAAUUGGUUGGUGGCCAAUAAUAUACAGGUGAGUAGUCACCAGUAUAUAAACUAAAUGCCUAAUUAUGUAUUCUAUAAACUUUCCUACUUUCCACGUACACAGUGGUGUACCCAUGGUGUGAAAUAUGUCCGGAUUAUUAUAUUGGUAAUAUUUAUACCUUUAUGAAAAUUCACGUGUGAUAAUAUUUGUAUAAUUUAUGACGAUCCCAAUAAAGUACCUACCUAUAUAUUAUAUUAUUCUCUCGAAAAAAUAUUGACGUCGUGUUCUGAAUAUUAAAAUUUAUUAAUUUAUCGUUAUUCUACCCUGAUUGGAAUUCGCGGUCUAUUCACGGGGGAAAUCCGUGAGAAAGUCAAAGACUCCCCGAAGUUUUCCCCGUACAGACAAAAUUAAAAUUAAAAUAAUAUAAUACCCACGUACAUAAUUCGAUAGAUUAAAACUUUCAUCGUACACCAAGUACGCGAUUGGACCGAAAAAUUAAAAAAAGAAACCUUUAUUUCGUAAAUACCCAUGUCCAUUUCCCGACGUUUUUUCACAGUUAUUUUCAAGUAUUAAGAAAAUUACAAGCUUCUUAUAUAAAAAAAUUAACUCCACUGACUACAAUACACCAACUAGAAAAAAUUCAUUACCACAAACCACAACUGAAGUCCGGAGGUGAGCGACAUUAAUUAAUUUAAUUUUAAUAACGAGAUUUAAACUAAAAAUUUGAAUUAGAAUAUGUUAUAAGAAUCAUAUAGAAAAACAAAAGAUAGAAAUAUUUCUUUAUAGCAACAAUCUAGUUACUUUAAAAUAUAAAACACGUUUUAAUACUCAAAUUGUAUAAUCGCUUUACGUUAUUUUCAUUUUUUUUCUUUUGCCAUUCUUUAAAAAUAACUUAAAUUAUUUUUAUAUUGCUUUUCUGAUGUUAUAUGGAAAUUUUAAUCCGUUUCAAAAUUGUUGUGCCAAAAAUGUCGCAGUACAAAUGGAGGAUCUAUAUUAUUAGUUUUUAAAAUAUUAUAUGAUAAAAAAAUGUACUCAAAUAUACUUUAUAUCCUACAUUCCGAACUUCUCACCUAUAAAAGUCGCCCACCAGCGGUGCGAAUUAUAUCCGUUUGUUUUUUUUAUUAAAAGCCAUAAGAAAAAUCUUUAUUCAGCGUAAUUUGAAGUAAAUUUUAAAACAUAUCGAAUUGAUUUAAAAUUUUAUAGAAAGCUUAUUUUCAAUAGCAUUCAGGACAAAUUUACACGGUUCCGCACAUAGGCGUACGCAGACUUCCUGAUCAGGUGCAGCACCUUUUAUUUUAGGGAACAUUUUCAGUAAAUUUUAAGCAAAUAGGUGCAUUGUAUAUUUUGUUAAUAUAAAAAAUAAAUAGUUAUUUAAUUCAAAAACAAGUAUUUGAUUAGUAGACAAGCAGUGUUGAUGAUCACAAUGACGUGAUAAGUAUUAAUUUUGCGGUUUUUUACGAAAUAUAUAUCGGGAGAUAGAACGUAUUCCGUUCGUCAGGUAUACCUAACAGCAAUAGGACAGUCAUAGUUAUUAAUAGUUAUUAUUUAUUGUGACAAUAUUCUUCGACCGUUUAAUGAUUAUUUGUGUUUAAAGGCCAUAGGGAAAAUCUUUAGUAAAAUCUCCAUUGAACGUAAUCUGAUGGUACAUUUUAAUAUCAGAAAAUAAUAAAAAGAUAAAUAAAAAAAGCGAUUUAAAUAAGUGUACACUUAUCAAUAUCUUUUCAAUCUGCUGUUCGAGGUUUGAUCUACAUCUCUGUUCCAUGUCUACAAUUUCCGAAGAUUAAUAGGACAAAAAUUCAAUUAUUUUGGACUCUGAGCAAAGAGAGGAAUGUAUUGAUUUUAAAUGAUUUAAUUUUUUUUUAUACUGUGUACAAAAUUCCACCUAGAAAUCUUGCUCCAAUCAAAACAUGCCCCGACACAAUUUUUGCUGCAUUUUGUCUUUAUUGUACUUUAUUGUACUUAAGGUAGGUAAUAUUUUGAAAAUCUCGUUAAUAUACGAGAUAAUGAGGAAUUCAAAAAAAAAAAGAUUUAAACAUUUUUAAGAAAACUGGCAAUCGUUUUUAUUAAUUUUUUUUUAUUAUUAAGUUUUUAAUACUUUAUUUUUUAAAUAAUUUUUGUUGUCGUGAAGACGCACAUUGUAUAAAAAGUAAUAAUAUUGAUCAAGCACCGCUCAGAAUUAUUUUUCGAUAUCAAUGAUUAAUCGUUGCGUAAAGACAUAGGUACAUUAAAUUUCCUACUAAAUUGCAUAUGUUACGUUCCCAAAUUCUCACCUACACCAGUGGCCCGUCCUUAGUGUGAAGUAAGUCCGUUUUUUUUUUUUUUUAAUAUGAUGUAGUUUCUUUAUAAUUGAACAUUCCAUGGAACAACCCGUCGUUAUAUUCGUAUUUUUAUUUUAGCUCAACGAGCAAUAGAAACCAUAAAUUGCAAUCAAUUGAAUGGAAAACCUAUAGAAAUCGCGUGGUCGUAGCGUGACCAGGCCAUACAAAAAUGCCAAAACGCGAAUUUGUACGUUAAAGGUUUAAAACCAGACAUUAACGCGAAGUGCCUGUACGAAGCUUUUAUAGCAUUCGGUGAUUUAAUAAGUUGCAAAGUAAGUCAUUGUAUUUAUUAAUAAACUCAAAUAAUAGUAAUAAUGUUAAUUUAAACAUAAUACAAAAUAUUUAUUUAAAAGAUAAAUUGAAUUAAAUUAAAUUAAAUAAAUUUAAUAAUUAAAUUCCUUUAGAGUAUUAAGGUGUGUGAUUUUGUUCAAUGCAUUAUAGUUUUAAUUUAUUUAGGUAGUUCGUGACGAACUGGGCGUAUCAAAAGGAUACGGGUACGUCCAUUUUAGGAAAGAAAAAUAUGCAGAACAAUGCGUUAUAAAAUUAAAUGGAAUGUGCAUUCUGGGAAAGAAGAUAUUCAUCAGUGUAUUCAUGUCAAAAAAGGAUAGAAAAUAUAAUAUAUUGAAUCAAGGAGAAUUUACUAAAUUAUACAUUAAGAAUUUAUCGGGAAAAUUCAACGACAAAGAUUUCUAUAACAUGUUUGAGGUGUAUGGUGAAAUCACUAGUUUAGAAGUUUGUUAUUAUUAAUUUACGUCAACAAUAAUAUUGUUAUUAUUUAAUUCAUAAUUUGUUUGGUAUAACAGUACAUUUAUAAUCUAAAUUUGUAGAUAAUGCGUUAAAGAAAAUGGUUUUUCUAAACGAUUUGGAUUUGUUAUCUUCCGAAAACCCGACGAGGCCAAAAAGGCUGUGGAAGAAUUAAACGGCAAACCGAGUCCAUCCGGAGUAGCUAAUAUAUUUUAACAAAAUUAUUUUCACCUAUUAUUACUUAAUGUUUUAGAUUUACCAUGUGGGGCGCAUCCAACUAAAAACCGAACUUGAAGUAACACUUAUUAAAAAGUUCGGAAACACUAAAAGAGUAGAACCAACGAACGACGUUAAUGUAUAUAUGAAAAAUUUAGAUAGCAUAGUAAUUGACGAACGGUUAAAAAAUGAAUUUGGUGCAUUCGGAUUUGUGACGAGCGCGAAAGUAAUAAAUUAUUUUUAAUUUUUAGCGACAAUGUAACUAUCAAAAUUGUGAAGUAAAUCACUAAAAUUAUUAUACACUAUACGAUGAAAGAGAAUGGGCGAAGCCAAGGCUCCGGCUUCGUACGCUUCGAAUCAGCGGAUCAAGCAAAUAACACAAUUGCGCAAAAAAACGGAAGCGUUAUAA
Molecule: messenger RNA, 8755 nt
Organism: Cinara cedri
Lineage: Eukaryota; Metazoa; Arthropoda; Insecta; Hemiptera; Aphididae
Source: the annotation of a GenBank genome assembly